UGUGGCUAUAAUAAUAGGAAAAGCAAACAAAGUUGCUGUCGCCGCUGCGCCGUUGUGUUUACAACAGCAACAUCGCAAUGUCGCCGCUUUCCAGCUCGCAAAACUGUACUGAAAAUAAUGGCAACUACGACUACAACAAAGUCGCCAGCAAUGUUUUAUUAAGUUUCACGAAAUAUAUAUGAGCGAAAAGCUCUAUUCGUCGUUUGCUGAGGCAGCAAGCAGCACAGCACAGCACAGCACAGCCCAGCACUGAGAACCAACACAAACAAACAACACGACAGAACACAAAACCCCAGAAAAAUAAAAAAGCGAAAAAGCUAAAAAAAGAGUCGCGGAGAACGCUCUUUGUUUGCCCGCUCGUAAAUAAAUAGGAAUAUGGAUAGGAAAGUCUAAAAAUCAAAUAUUGGAGUGCCCCACGAAACUUCAGGUUUCUAUUUCUUAAGGUCUAGACAGGGCAGCAGAUACAAUGUAACUUGGGCUGUGAGAGGGACGAAACCACCUCCUGCGAAUAUGACAACCUCAACGCGCAGCAGUAACAACACGAGUAGCAACAAUAAUCCCAGCAACGACAGCGGCAGCAGCACCACCUACAAUCACCACAGUCCCACAGGAUCGGGAUCCGGAACCGCAGGAGCCACCAUUGCGUCCACCAACCGAGUGAUGCAGGCGGACGAGGACUUCAACAUCCGCUUUGUCAACCUGGUGCGCACCCACAAAUGUCUGUACGACAAGAAGGUGCCAGAGUACCGCAACAGGGACAACCAAGAGAAAGCGUGGGUGCUUAUUUCGAAGGAGACGCGUGAAAGUGUAAUCCACUGCAAGGAGCGGUGGCGGAACCUGCGCGCCUGCCUCUCCCGCUACAUAAAGCAGCAAUCCGGAUCGGAGCCGCAGCACAAGCCGUACUACCUGACCGAGCACAUGGCCUUCCUGCUGCCCUUCCUCAAGUCCAGUCGCAAUUCCUUGGAGGGCAACAAUAGCCUGGCCACGUUGUACCAGAUGUCCCAGCAGCACCUGCAGCACCACCAGCCGUAUCUCCUCCACCCGGCCAUCCAUGCGCACGAGGAGCACAAGUACUGCGCCAGCACCAACAUCAAUAACAACAACAGCAUCGGCAACAACGGCGAGGAGGUGCUGGAGCUUAAGUACUCGAUAUCCGAGAAGGACGAUGAGGAGACCAUCGAUGCCUUCGAUCCGGCGGUGACCAACUCGCUGGGUCUGAAGCGUCCUCCGUCCACGCCUACCCACAAUUCCGCCCACCAAAGGGGCGGAGGCGACUCGCCGGCCAGGAGCGACACGGCCAGUGCGGACAGCAUGAAGAACUUCAUUCCGGAUGUGCAGCUGGCCGAGACCGGCUCGCAACUCAACUAUAAUGAUGGCGGUCAUGGCACACCACCGCCCCUCCACUACCACCCGCACUCGCAUCCGCAUCCGCAUCCUCUGUCCCUGGCCAUGGAGCAUCAUCCUUCCUUCGAGCCGGGCAGCAAGAGAAUCAAGACGGAAUGCGAGGCCACCAGCACGAUGACGAAUGCAGGAAGUUUCUACGGCGGACUGAGUUCCUCGGAGGUGGCUGACAUGGAGUUCUUUCGCAGCAUCCUUCCAGAUCUUGCUGCUCUGACGCCCCAGCAGCGUCGCAAGUUCAAGAUUGGCAUCCUGGAGCUGAUUGACGACGUCGUAACCCGCUAUCCCGCCCAGGAGCACUGCAACGGAGGAGCUGUAUCGGGCGUGAUCAAUGGCAGUGGAGGAAGUAGUAGCAAUGGGGGAUCCGUGAAGCAUCAAAGGCGCAGCUCCGGACGGGAUUGGCGAAAGCAAUGAAGGCAUGCGAAGAGGAGCGGAAAGUCACUAAUCCUUAACUAGAAAUAUGAUAUGUUAAGUAGAAGCCUAAGGUGGAACUUUAGUUGGAGUGGUUACCAGAUGGUAUUCAAACCAACUUCAGUCUGCUCACUGUUUAUGUGUUGUGUGUGCUCAAUCAGAUGAGUAACUAAAUGUCCUUACAUGGUUUUACAUUCUCGAUUUGUGUUCCUUAUUGAUAAGAACAAGUCGUCGGUAUUUCGCUUCUUAAAAUAGUUAAUAAAAUGUACAGGGUUUCAUUUGAAUAGAAUUUCCACAAAUCACCGCACUGUUCAUAUCGAAAUCGAACACAUUUCAACGAACUUGGAAUAAUAAGGUCUCCUGAUAAGCCAUUAUGCUCUAUACGAAGGAGUCUACUAAUCCCAUUUGGAUAUUCUUGACAACUUAGUAUAGAGCGAAAAUAACUAGAUUUAAGAAAACUGUAUAUAUGCUGCUGCUAAAGCCUAAACUAUAAAAUCGAUGUACAAAGCUGUUCCCAUUUAAGUCAAACAAAGCGAAGAAAGGAAAUCAAAUUGCUGUGUAAAAUAAUAAUCAAGUGAGAGUAUGGAAAAUUA
Molecule: messenger RNA, 2402 nt
Organism: Drosophila biarmipes
Lineage: Eukaryota; Metazoa; Arthropoda; Insecta; Diptera; Drosophilidae
Exons: 4
Coding region: 511-1812 (433 amino acids)
Biological process (GO): regulation of transcription by RNA polymerase II
Cellular component (GO): nucleus; transcription regulator complex
Molecular function (GO): DNA binding
Source: RefSeq, a predicted model, not a curated record